Chinchilla lanigera (long-tailed chinchilla) is the source of this 3616-nucleotide messenger RNA. Its product is annotated as core histone macro-H2A.2. The transcript is spliced from 9 exons. NCBI's taxonomy places the organism in Eukaryota, Metazoa, Chordata, Mammalia, Rodentia, Chinchillidae. The coding region runs from base 497 to 1615 and encodes 372 amino acids. Gene Ontology annotation, biological process: nucleosome assembly. Gene Ontology annotation, cellular component: nucleosome. The record is from RefSeq and is a predicted model, not a curated record. Gene Ontology annotation, molecular function: structural constituent of chromatin; protein heterodimerization activity; DNA binding.
GUGACCAUGGAGCCUCAGUCCCCCACUCUGGGGAAAGCCUCAUCUCAGCAGGAGGCCCCGGGCGCACCCAGCAGAUCGGCCAGCUACGCGGAGGCCGCGCGGUUUCAUCUUUAACGCUCCUGAAGGACAAUAGCUCAUCAAGCCCCACCGAAAGCCCCAGACCCGUCGCGGAGCCUGGGCUGGCGGGGGAUGAGGCUGAGCGACUCCUCCUAGAGGUGGUUAUGUGGAGAAGGAGCAAUCCCUUCUCCCUCCUCCUCCUCCCCCCGCUACUAUCCUCGGCCCGGAGAACUGCCGCUUGCCGCCAUUGACACGCACAGAUAAAACCCAAAGAAAGGCAAAGAGUCCUGCCCGGCACCGGCACCGCGCGGGCCGAACCUGCGCCCGGGGAGGGGCGCGCAGAGGGCAGCGGGCGCGCGGAGCAGGCGGCGCAGCACCAGCACCACCUCAGUGUCGGGAGCCCAGUGUGUCAGCAAGCUGAGAGGGAAACUGAGGCAAGAUGUCCGGCCGGAGCGGGAAGAAGAAAAUGUCCAAGCUGUCCCGGUCAGCGAGGGCUGGAGUCAUCUUCCCAGUGGGGAGGCUGAUGCGUUACUUGAAGAAAGGGACGUUCAAGUACCGGAUCAGCGUGGGCGCUCCCGUCUACAUGGCAGCAGUGAUCGAGUACCUGGCAGCGGAAAUCCUAGAAUUGGCUGGGAAUGCCGCAAGGGACAACAAGAAGGCACGGAUAGCCCCGAGACACAUCCUGCUGGCCGUUGCCAAUGACGAGGAGCUCAACCAGCUGCUAAAAGGAGUGACCAUCGCCAGCGGAGGUGUCCUGCCCAGAAUUCACCCUGAACUGCUGGCCAAAAAGCGAGGGACCAAAGGCAAGUCAGAAACAAUCCUCUCCCCACCCCCAGAGAAAAGAGGAAGGAAGGCCACAUCAGGCAAGAAGGGGGGCAAGAAAGCCAAGACUGCCAAACCACGGGCAUCCAAAAAGUCCAAACCAAAGGACAGUGAUAAAGAAGGAACUUCAAAUUCCACCUCUGAAGAUGGGCCUGGGGAUGGGUUCACCAUCUUGUCUUCUAAGAGCCUUGUUCUAGGACAGAAGCUGUCCCUGACUCAGAGUGACAUCAGCCAUAUUGGCUCCAUGAGAGUGGAGGGCAUCGUCCACCCAACCACAGCUGAAAUUGACCUCAAAGAAGAUAUAGGUAAGGCCUUGGAAAAGGCUGGAGGCAAAGAGUUCUUGGAAACAGUGAAGGAGCUUCGCAAAUCCCAAGGCCCUUUAGAAGUUGCUGAAGCCGCUGUCAGCCAAUCCAGUGGACUUGCCGCUAAAUUUGUCAUCCACUGUCACAUCCCCCAGUGGGGCUCUGACAAAUGUGAAGAACAGCUUGAAGAGACCAUCAAAAACUGCCUAUCAGCAGCUGAGGACAAGAAGCUGAAGUCUGUCGCCUUCCCACCCUUCCCCAGCGGCAGAAACUGCUUUCCCAAACAGACAGCAGCCCAGGUGACCCUCAAGGCAAUCUCCGCCCACUUUGAUGACUCCAGCGUGUCGUCCCUGAAGAACGUGUACUUCCUGCUCUUCGACAGUGAGAGCAUCGGCAUCUAUGUGCAGGAGAUGGCCAAGCUCGACACCAAGUAGCCGCGCUCCACAGGGAUGGAGGAGCGACAUCACGUCACAAGAGUGGGGUUUUAUCUUUUAAAAGGAGCGAAGAAGGGUGACAGCAGGGGAGCAGAGGGCAGCUGAGAGGGACAUGGGCAGCAGAGGCAGUGAGAGCAGGUCCUGCCCACAGCAGGCGCCCCCUGCGCUUUAUCUUCUCCUUACAAAGGGCCUUGGUCCAUGCUUAACCAAGUCUCCACCAGGGGUUUUUUCCAUGUUUUCUUCCAGUUGUUUUAGAACUUUUUUUAAAAAAAAAAUCAGACCUCGUUUUAGAUUUAUAGCAUCGACUUUUACACACACUCAACAGAAAAAUCCUUUCAAGAUUCUUAAGUCUUUUGUUCCUCCUAUCUCCAAAGGAAGAGGGUAUGAGGGUGACUUGGGUUCGUGGGCUGCCUGUGUUCCAUGGUGGAGAGAAGACGGGAAAGACGUCUCACUGGUGCUUUUCUCUUGUUUCCGUGCCCCCUCCCGCCCCUCCCGCCCCUCCUGGCCCCUAUAAUAUCUGUAACUACUCCUAAAUCGUUUUUGCUUCGGGCUUAUUUUUGGUUUGGUUUCAUUUUGUUUUUUAAAGAAAAUGAAAGGAAAAAAAAGAUCCAGUGUCUUUCUUAUAACAUGUUCUUUUCUUGCAAAUUUUCUCCUGUUUAGAAAACUAGAUCCCAGUGGAUAGAAGCUUCUACAAUGUUCUAAGUCAGUAGCUCUAGGCCUGUCACUAAUGGGCUGAGGUUCCCACCGUGCUACACCAGGUGCUGGCUCAGGCAGCAGGUCCAGCUACAGGGCAAAAGCCUUGGACCAAGCUACCAGUAGGGUCACCGUCUGGGAAAGGCACAUGUCUCACUUAGGCCUGGGCAGCAAAGUGAGACAUACCCUGGGGCUCUGCCUAAAUGGAGAUGGACUGAGAACCCCAGAGAGGUGGGAUUCUGAAGGACUCUGCUCCAGCACCCAAAGGCCAUCAUCAAAAACCAGCCAGGAAGAGCAGGACAGUCAGGCCUGAAUUCUCUCAGAUGAAUUCAGCAACCUCUUCUGCCACAAACAUUACCGAGGUGGUCCAAAAUAGACGCCUCCACUCUGGAAGACCUCUCUAUAUAGAGGCGUCAUUGACACACCUUACCACAGUCAGCGGCACACAGGCUGCCACACGGCUGGGCCUGCAGGCAAGUAACACUGGGGUUGGCCGAGAAACCAGAAGCACAAAACAAAGUCCCUCGGCAUCAGCUGGAUUUUGUCACUUACAAAGUUACCUGUGCCAGUAACCUGGAAAUACGUUUGAACCUCCUGCCGAAGCCUGUCUACUCCCUGAAGGUUGAUCGACGCCUACCAGCAGGUCCCACGUCUCUGCUGCCUUUCCUGGAAAAUUCCCACAGAGGGACGGCCAGGCUGUGGCCUCAGCCCUGCCAGCUCCAGCAAGCUGUUGGGCUAGCCAGGAGGGAAACUGUAUACAGUAACUUUCUUCUUAAAAGUACCCAUGGUAUAUAGUUAGGAUCUAAAAAUGGAAAUAGAGGAAGGUCCGUGAAGACUGGAGAGUGUAGGGGCUGCCAGGGUGUGGGGGCAUGCACGUGUAGUCCCUGCUACUCGAAAGGCUAAGUUGGGAGGAUCCCAGGAGUUCAAGGCCAAGCUGGGUAACAUAGUGAGACCCUGUCUCAAAGAAGUGAGGGGGGGGGGCGGGGAGGCACUAACCAUAAUCCAGGGAGUUUAAAAUGAGGCUUCUGUUAACAAGCUGCUUGUUGCAGGGUGUGGGCUCCCCCACCCCAGUGUGAUGGGAAAGGUGCGGAGUGCAGACGUCUCUCCCUGGUGGCCCUAUUCAGCUGGCCUCAUUUUGCAGGGUGUCCUUCAGCACUCACAGACAGGGUGGCAGCCACCAGCCCCCACUCUCUCCCUACCCUGCGAGCUCCAAUCACCACACUGAAGCCACCCAACACACACGCGUGUGCUGCUCAUGCAAAUCCCCUGGAGCCUGAGUACAGAAGGCUGCCUGUGCCCCUCCCGAGA